Messenger RNA from Aspergillus oryzae RIB40, 828 nucleotides. Its product is annotated as PIG-L family deacetylase. Gene Ontology annotation, cellular component: endoplasmic reticulum. The coding region runs from base 1 to 828 and encodes 275 amino acids. Gene Ontology annotation, biological process: GPI anchor biosynthetic process. The transcript has a single exon. NCBI's taxonomy places the organism in Eukaryota, Fungi, Ascomycota, Eurotiomycetes, Eurotiales, Aspergillaceae. The record is from RefSeq and is a predicted model, not a curated record. Gene Ontology annotation, molecular function: N-acetylglucosaminylphosphatidylinositol deacetylase activity.
AUGAAACCAUACAGCCUUCUCAGCAGUUUAGCUAUCCUCGGCCCUGCGGCCUUGACGGUUGCACAAACUCUCAACAUCGUCGCACAUCAAGACGAUGAUCUACUUUUCAUGUCCCCAGACCUUCUUAGCGACGUACGGUCAGGUCGCGCCGUCCGCACCGUCUUCCUCACAGCCGGCGAUGCAGGCCAGGGCGAGGAUUACUGGACAAGCCGUCAAGCCGGUUCCUUAGCGACUUAUGCACAAAUCGCGGGUGUUGCUAAUGAAUGGAACGAAGGCGAUGCAGGCAUCGAGGGAUUCGACAUCCCAGUAUACGAACUAGCAGCCAAGCCUCAGAUUGAACUCGCCUUCUUGCACAUCCCAGACGGCAACCUGGACGGUUCAGGUUUCGCAUCCACAGGAAGUGUGAGUCUCCAAAAGCUCUGGGAGGGAACUAUCGACCAAAUCGGCACGGUCGAUGCCUCCGGCACUACCUAUACGAGGGAUCAACUUCUCGACGUUCUCUCCGACAUCAUUGAAAACUUCAGCCCCGACCGAAUCAACACUCUUGACUUUGUCAAUGAUCUCGGUGAUGGCGACCAUAGCGACCACCACACUACUGGGUUCUUUGCGGAUCACGCAUCCCAGAAUGCUGAUAAUGAUGCGGCCUUCUACGGCUACAUGGGUUAUUUGGUCCAAAACCAGCCCGCCAAUCUCAAUGCUGAUCAAAUUGCGGAUAAGAAGAACAUCUUCUACUUCUAUGCCGGCUAUGAUUCUGGUACUUGCAAUAGCGAUGCUGCUUGUGCUGGCAGACCCGAGCUUGCUUGGCUGGAGCGCCAGUACCUGGUAUGA